This is a messenger RNA of Anisakis simplex (herring worm), 1677 nucleotides long. The record is from the annotation of a GenBank genome assembly. Lineage: Eukaryota; Metazoa; Nematoda; Chromadorea; Rhabditida; Anisakidae.
AUGAGUGACUGCGAUGAAGGGAUCAGAUCGGAAGAGAAUAAUCAACAACGACCGAUACACAAUUGUGCCAUUCAGAUGUACAUUUAUUUGCUGUGUCGUCUUUGUAAUCUCUUCGAAACCGAGGCUAUCAACAAGCAAAAGAAUCAAGCAUAUGCAACAACGGCAAAACGAGGUCGUAAGGUGCUGUUCGAGCAUGGCGAUGACGAGUUCAUGGAUCGUUGGGUGAUGGAUCGUGAACGAAUUGUGACUGUGAUCCAGCGAUUGCUUUCAUUGACUGCUACUGACUCUGAAGGUAAAACGCGUCGUGCUGCUGUCAAGUUCUUAUGGGCUCCAGCUAUUGUAUGCUCCAAUUUUAUGAGAACAGUGAAAGAAGUGGCGUAUAAAUUUCUCGAGAAUCCUGAAUUCGGCAAGUCAAGUGGACGUGAGUGGUUGCGGACGAUAUUUGAAUAUCUGCGUGUUAUUUGCAUCAAUUUCGACGAAUUUCAAAAAAUUGGAUCAAAAUUGGUCGGUUUAAUGAAGAAACUCGAAUAUUUAUCCUCUAACUCGCUGACGCAUUCUCCUUUCGUUGACGCUAUUGAAGCUUGUUCUGUUAAUUAUGACAUGGAUCCAUUGUUUAUGGCCAUAUUGACAUCAUUCUCUCGCCUAACCCCAUCGGAUUUCUCGAAGACGGAUGUGUCAGCAAGACCGUUCGCAUUGUUCAUCACCUCACUGGCUGAAAAGAAACCGCGUUUACUGAACAGACACAUCGUUAAUAUUGCGUUUUUCCUGUCAAACGAUCCGGUAACAUUACGCUCAGCAGUACUGACAGCAUUUGUUGAAAUAAUAGUGGAAGUUUAUAAAGGGAAUCUACCCGAGGGUAGUCACCGACGAGCUAGAGAUCGACUCCUUUUACGUCUUCAAGAUCAUAUAAUGGAUGUGAAUGCAGUGGUGCGUUCACGUGCACUUCAACUGUGGACUCGUUUAGCGCGGUGUGCGCAGAUACCGCUCGUGUUCAUUCAUAACGGUCUCAUUCGCGAUAUAUCCUCUCGUCUGUUGGACAAGUCCAUUUAUGUGCGCAAAAAUGCUGCCGUCUUCUUGGCAACGUUCCUCGAGUUCAAUCCGUUUGGACCAACGUUGUGUGCUGAUGAACUAGCAAAAGAGUUGAGUCGGCUGCAAACCGAACGAAUACAGUUGAAGAAGUCGAAUCCAGAAUACGAUAGUGUAAAAGCGGCAAUGAACGAAUGGUCAACAGUUCAAAACCAAAUGUUGAAGUGUAUCGAAAAUGCAAUCAGCGAGUUUGAAAGCGAGCAGCAAAUGUCGUCAAAUAAACAGCAAAAAGUGAGCGUCGAUGACGACGAACGAACGGAAAGAGAGAGUGGAACGAGCAGUUCAGACGGGGUGUUCACUGCCAGCGAUUCCUCAAAAGAGUUGUUCAAUCAGCUGAACGAUAGUGGAAUGGAAGUGGACGAUGUGAAGAAUGUAUCUGUUGAUUUGAAUAACUUAUUGAAUAAUAUUCCCAAUGAACAGUUUGUGAUUUGUUUCAUUCUUAUUUUAAAGAUGAUGGAUGUAAUCAUCCAACUACUGCACAAAAACGAUUCUCGCCGUGUGGCUGCGAAACUGUUCACUCAAGCUGUCAUCCUUAACAGAAUUCCUUUUGAGAGGUAUAUUUUUUGUUAUGAGUUGAUUGGUUUUCGUUGA